AAAAAAAGGUUAGGUUGAUAUUUAACGAUUGAGACGCAGUCCAUUAUUGUCGAGACCAAGACCGAGAGCAUCGUCUUCUUCAUUCUUCUUCUUCUUCUCUUUGAAAUGGCUAAUAAUCGGCACACAAUUAUUCUAAUGCAAACCUCUCACAACAGAGCAACCAGAACUUUCAUGGAUUAUGCUUCAAUAACACAGGCCAUGGAAGGCAUAUGUGGACUGUAUGAAAGGAAACUGAAGGAGUUGAAUCCGGCCAUCAGAAGUCUCUCUUAUGAUAUUUCGGAUCUCUACAACUUCAUAGAUGGUCUUGCAGACAUGAGUGCUCUAGUUUAUGAUACCUCAAUUCAUGCUUACUUGCCACAUGAUCGCCAGUGGAUUAAGCAGCGAACCUUUCAACAUUUGAAGAAAUUGGCACAUUGAUUGGUCCCCAAAUACAGCAACUUAAUGUAAAUAAAUUCACCAAGGGUAAACCUAUCUGUUAUCUGGGCUAUACUCUGAUGGCUAUGUUGCUUGAAUGAAAGAUUUUACAUACUCUUGGCUAGUAAUUGUAAUAUCAAUAGCUAGUAUUGCUGAAGUUUCAGACACAAGUGAUUGUUGUCGCCAUGCUUUACUUUAUCAUCAGCAUGUGGCUCUAUCUUCUAUAUGUAGAAGACUCUGUCCCUUUUUAAAUUAAUCUUUAUCGUGUACUAUUUAACAGUGAAUUACAUUAGUCAUAUCAUAUGAAUGAUAAUUUUGAGAGGUCAUAUCAGACUUGAA
Molecule: messenger RNA, 753 nt
Organism: Lotus japonicus
Lineage: Eukaryota; Viridiplantae; Streptophyta; Magnoliopsida; Fabales; Fabaceae
Product: enhancer of rudimentary homolog
Exons: 4
Coding region: 106-417 (103 amino acids)
Source: RefSeq, a predicted model, not a curated record